Messenger RNA from Drosophila takahashii, 1761 nucleotides. RefSeq lists its product as uncharacterized. The record is from RefSeq and is a predicted model, not a curated record. Lineage: Eukaryota; Metazoa; Arthropoda; Insecta; Diptera; Drosophilidae.
AUGGUUUGGUUAAUAUUCACUCUUCUCUGUAUUGGGAAUCUCAGCGCACAGUUCUUGGACAUAACCGGCAACCCUGAACCAGAACUAGAGCAACGAUUAUUUCGACUUCUUGAAAGAUUGCAAAAAGAGAAACUCUUCGACACCCUACUACUUUAUGGAGAGGAUUGUGUUUUCCAUUCUCUAUCCAGACGACUACAAGUCCCCACAGUAUUGGUGUCUUCUGGUAGCACCAACUUCGAAUGGAACUUCAGCAGUUUAACACUUAUACUCAGUUGUGACUUUCAAGCCGAAAGGGAGGAGAGUUAUCGCACACUAAUUAAGCUGCAAAUGAACAGGAGGCUAAUCCUUCUACGAGGGGAUAUACAACCGGAGUCGGUGUGCGACUUCUAUUCGAAAAAAGAACAAUACAAUAUAGCCAUGGUGAGAGAUAACUUGGAUCAGUUCGGGGUUGUAUACUCCUGUCGCCUAUUUCAAGAUCUAAACUAUGAAAAAGUAAACCUUUUGGAAGGUAACCCGAUUUUCAUAGAACAAUUUCGAAACAUGCAAGGAGCGAAGAUUAGAACAUUGUCAGACCUAACAGCCCCUCGAUGCAUGCUAUACCGGGAUCCUAAGUCCGGGGAAGAGAAGUAUGUCGGUUUCGUGGCCAAUUUAAUAAACCACUUCGUGGAAAAGGUCAAUGCUACCAUGGACAUGCAGGAGCAUUUGGUCGAGGCCGGAAAGGAAAUGUCUCUUGUGAAUAUAACGAAUUGGGCUUCGCAAGAUCUUCUGGACAUUGGGAUGACUUGGGCUCUUACAUAUAAAAAGAAGAGCUUCGAUACGAUCUCUUAUCCGUACUUCUUGAGUUCCUACUGCUUGAUGGUUCCUCUUCCGGAUGAAAUGCCUCUUAUGCAGAUCUACAUGGCGAUCGUGGAUCCAAUCGUCCUAAUAGUGUUUUUAUUGAUUUUCUGCAUUUUCUCUGUUAUGCAGAUCUAUCUGCAGAAAAAAUCUCUGAGCCUGAGCAGCGUCCUGAUGAACGAUAUAUGUAUGAGGGGACUCUUGGCUCAAUCGUUUCCUUUUCCCCGAUUCUCCAGCAGAAAACUUAAGCUGAUUUUCACGAUUCUUUGCUUUUACAGUGUGAUCACGACCACCAUGUAUAUUGCUUACCUGCAGGCUUUCCUAUACACUCCUCCAGUCGAUCCGUAUAUGACCUCCUUCACCGACUUGCAGAAAUCCAGGUACACGGCGGCCAUACCCUUUUACGACGAAGAGAUACUAGAAGCUUUGAACAUCAGCAAGGAUAAGAUGCUGGUCCUUGAUCCUAAGCGAUUCGAGCACUUGCGAGGCACUUUUAAUGACAACUUUGUCUACCCGGUAACCGAAGUGCACUGGAUGACCUUUAACGAACAGCAAAAUACCUUUGGCAACCCACUGUUCUACUACUCAAGAGCACUCUGUCUUAAUUAUCUUGAUAUCUUAAGCUUUCCUAUUCGACGUCAUUUGCCCUAUCGCGAUCUCUUCGAGGAGCACAUGCUGCGCCAGAAGGAGUUUGGACUGACGAACCACUUGAUCGAUAGAGGCUUCCUGGAUAUGUGGAAACUAAAUCUCACAUCGCCGAAAGAUUUCAUUCGCCCCCUCCCGAAUGAUUCUAUCGAGGUACAUAAUCUUUACUACAUUUUUGGAAUGUACAUUGCUGGAAUGGGCGCCGCUCUCUGUUGUUUUAUCGUGGAGAUUUGGUCACCUCUCAGCUGCUUCAGACGACUCAAAUUAAGGAUACAAAAUUAA